Molecule: messenger RNA, 2380 nt
Organism: Striga asiatica
Lineage: Eukaryota; Viridiplantae; Streptophyta; Magnoliopsida; Lamiales; Orobanchaceae
Source: the annotation of a GenBank genome assembly
CGACGACGUACGAUGGUAUACACACACAUACAGCAGUCCAACACUUCGCAACAAACUUCUUCCCGCAAGCAGAAACAAAACCCUCUCUUCUUCAAAUUGAACUUCUCAAUCGCCGGCACAAUUUCGCUGCCAUAAUUACCCGCUGAUUAAUUUUUUGCGGAACCCACAAGCCUUUGACUUGUAUUGAUUCACCUUAUUCACUGUGUGUAUAGAGAUACAUUGCGUUGGAAUUAAAGAAGUUGUGUAUUAUGGAGGAUUAUUAUAACACCGAAGACGAAGAGGAUUACUACUCGACCGAUGGAGAGGCGGAAUCGGUCAAUGGGCUUGAAAAUGACGAUGUGGAUGCUCAUCGGGCCCAAUCGAAAUCAAAUACCUGCAAAGUGUGUUUGUAUUCUGAUUAUCUAUCAUCUGCUGGUAUUGAUCUUCUCAUUUAUGCUUUUUGGUCAUUCUGUCUAUUGCUAUACCAAGGUUAUAACAAAAGAGUCUCUCUUGGCUGCGCAGGUAAUAAACCUUGCAUAGUUUUCAAUAUUCUAUCUGGCAAGAAAGAAGAUUUGCGUAGGGUGAUGGAGUUGCUGUCAGUGAAAGAACACCACGCCAGGACUCUUCUCAUUCACUACCGAUGGGAUGUUGAGAAUUUAAUUUCAGUUUAUGUCGAAAAAGGGAGAUCUUGCAUAUUUGCUGAUGCUGGCAUUAGUAUUGUUAUUGAUCUUGACCCAGAGGAGCCUCCCUCUACUGUGAUGUGCAAUAUAUGUAUGGAUGAUGUGGCUGGGCAAGACGUGACCCUAAUGGAUUGCGGCUGGACAGAGCAUUUCAUUGUCAAAAUUAAUGAGGGCCAGAGCAAGCGAAUCAGGUGCAUGGCCCACAAAUGCAAUGCCAUAUGUGACGAAGCUGUUGUGAGGCGUCUCGUCAGCUCGAGGAACCCUGACUUAGUCGAGAAGUUUGACCGGUUUCUUCUCGAGUCAUACAUCGAGGACAACAAGAUGGUCAAGUGGUGUCCGAGCGUACCACACUGUGGGAACGCAUUACGUGUGGAAAGUGACGAGUUCUGUGAAGUGGAGUGCUCUUGUGGCUUUCAGUUCUGUUUCAGCUGUCUCUUAGAGGCACACUCCCCUUGCUCGUGCUUGAUGUGGCAGCUGUGGACAAAGAAGUGCCAGGACGAAUCUGAGACAGUCAACUGGAUUACUGUGCAUACAAAGCCCUGUCCCAAGUGCUACAAGCCUGUGGAGAAGAACGGUGGCUGUAACUUGGUUAGCUGCGUAUGCGGACAGUCUUGGCUGUGUGGUGGAGCUACAGGCCGGAACCAUACUUGGACCUCUAUUGCUAAUCACAGCUGUGGCCGAUUUAAAGAAGAUACUGUGAAGAAGGCAGAGCGUGCGAAGAGAGACCUCUACAGAUACACACAUUACUACAGCCGGUAUAAAGCCCACGUGGACUCCUUGAAGCAGGAAUCUCGUCUGAGGGAGACAAUGAAGGAGAAAGUAUCAGUUUUAGAAGCUAGGGACUCAAAUUUAAAGGAUUUUACUUGGGUCACAAAUGGGCUUUACAGGUUGUUUCGGUCCAGACGGGCUCUCUCAUACUCGUAUCCGUUUGCGUUCUACAUGUUUGGUGAUGAGAUGUUUAAGGGUGAGAUGAAGAAAAAGCACAGAGAAAUAAAAAAAAACUUAUUCGAGGACCAGCAGCAGCAGCUGGAGGCCAACAUCGAGAGACUAUCCAAAUUUCUCGAGGAGCCUUUCAAUGAGUAUUCGGAUGAACAAGUCAUGCAGACAAGGAUGCAAGUCAUUAAUCUCUCUUUGGUUGUUGAUAACCUCUGCAAGAAAAUGCAUGAGUGCAUCGAGAACGAUUUGCUGGGUGCACUUCAGUACAGUAUCCAUAUCAUAGCUCCAUACCAUUCAGAAGGUGUUGAGAAGGCAGAGGAGCUGAUUGAUGGGUUCGGCAGCAAUAGUGAGAACUUGAAGGAAGCAAAGGACCAAGCAUCCGGAUCCGGGACUUCUGGGAAUGAUAAUCAGCAGAUUUCUCGAAAACGUGCUAGAGACAGUUUAUCUGAUAGUUCUUUUGAUCUCAAUGCACCUGAAAAGUCUCAACAUGUGCAACCUUGAUAUGAGGGUGGUUGCGUUGCAAAUUAUCAAAGCUUGACUAAUGAGCAUGAUUUUUUUCUACUUUUAUUAUUGAUAAUCAGUUCUUAUUCCCAUUUUGCUUCUCGCUCUAGUUAUAUGUAGAUACAAGUUAUGGAAGAAGAUUUUCGGUUGGUGAUGUAGAGUUUUUUGUUUAGUAUCAUCUCAAUUGGAAUAACUAGUUUUACAAUAUAUUAUAAUCUAAUUGGAAUGUAGUUGUAGUUAUAUUUUGGGCUAGUUCCCUGUGCUUAGUAUGAUUGUUUUUACUA